GCCGAAUUGGAACGAUAUAAACGACUGAACAUGGCCAAGAAGGUGACAGGUUGCGCUUCGGCGAUGACUGCAUGCGGAGACAGCGCUCUGCUUGGAGUAGGGCUCGGCGCAGCCGCAUCCGGCGCUGUGGCUGCAACGGUGCUGACGUUACAGACUGGAUUAGUGAGCGCAGGCGCUGUGGCUGCAACGGUGCUGACGCUACAGACUGGAUUAGUGAGCGCAGGCAUUGUCGCCAUUCCAAUCUCACUUGCCACUCUGUUCCUUAUUUGGGUGUACGUGUUCUCAAAACCUCAUAUUGAUGCCUGUUUGGAAAAAGAGCCUCAGUAG
Molecule: messenger RNA, 327 nt
Organism: Strongylus vulgaris
Lineage: Eukaryota; Metazoa; Nematoda; Chromadorea; Rhabditida; Strongylidae
Source: the annotation of a GenBank genome assembly